Messenger RNA from Drosophila montana, 1416 nucleotides. RefSeq names its product phospholipid scramblase 3. The record is from RefSeq and is a predicted model, not a curated record. Bases 71 to 898 code for a protein of 275 amino acids. Gene Ontology annotation, cellular component: plasma membrane. Gene Ontology annotation, biological process: plasma membrane phospholipid scrambling. NCBI's taxonomy places the organism in Eukaryota, Metazoa, Arthropoda, Insecta, Diptera, Drosophilidae. Gene Ontology annotation, molecular function: phospholipid scramblase activity. The transcript is spliced from 6 exons.
UGAUCUGUUUUUGUAUUGCAAGCGUUUAAAAAAACUGCGUACCUGUUUAAACAAAAAAAAUAUAAUUAAAAUGCUGCAAAAUGAUGCGGUGCGCACCUUACAAUAUGACAGCGAAAUACGCGUGGCUCAAACUACCAAUGACGCCGAACCUCGAGUUUAUGACGCCCAAAUCAGCAUAACUGCCCAGCCGCGACCAACAUCAGAAGCUCCGCGAAUUCCAUUGCCCAUUUCUACGGUCGCUGGCAGUCGCACCUUUAUACCCCUGGCCGGCUACGAUUGCCUCGCGGAUUUGCCCUCUGUGCAUAUCGAGCAAACUUUCGAGCUAAAUGAUUCUCUCACAGCCGUUUCGUCGGAGAAUCGUUAUGUGGUUCGCUCGCCGCUAGGUGAUGCCAUCUUUGCUGCCUCCGAGAGCUCCACAGAGAAGAAUCGCAUGAUUUGGGGCGCUGGUCGGCCAUUUCAGAUGCAUCUGCUGGACAAAACGCAUCAGGAAGCGUUGGUAUUCCGCAAGAAGCUGGCGAUUGGGGCAAUAUGUUGCCAGCCCAAGAAUCUGGAGAUCUGGAUACCGCCCGGCAAUGUCCUAGGCCGCGUGGUGCAAUCGCCAACCUUCACACAGCCGGAGUUUUACAUUGAAGACGGCAACACGCAUCAGCCGGUCUUCUGUGUGGAAGGACCCGCCAAUUUCGGCUUCUGCUGCUACUGCCUGCCCAAAGAGUGCUACUUCAAGAUUCACUCGGGUGGCGACCUACGCGCCUCCAUAGACCACAAAUGGUUGGCCAGCAAAUCGCAGUAUACCACAAACAUUUACUUCAGCGAUGCCCGGCUGACGGCCAAGGAGCGUUCCCUAAUUCUGGGCUCCGCAUUUCUGCUGGAAUAUAUGUACUUUCAGAAGCGCUUUUAGGACUGGACGUAAAACUUGAAAGAACAACUACGAAAUUAAAUUUUCACAUUGAUGUUUUUUUUUUAUUUUUGUGUCAUUUUCUUUUUUUGUGGUUUGUUUGUAAAGUUUUCAUGCUCAGUUUUUUUUUUUUCUGUUUGUUGAUAUAUUUUACAAUAAUGUAAUAAAUCACUUCAUUUUUGUGUUUGUUUAACAUACAUAUACAUUCAAUUAUAUAUAUAUACCAUAUAAUAUAUAAAUAUAUAUAUAUAUAUACUUUUGCUAUACUUGUAGCCAUUUUGUACAAUAAUUUUCAUUAAUUUCUAUAAACUUUAUGUGCAUGUGUGUGUUGGUGUGUGUGUGUGUGUUUAGCUAGCCUACAAAACUUAAUGUAUAUAUGACAACAUAAUCUUUAUCUAUAGUUAGUUUUUUUUUUUUGUAAUUUUAUUUGAUUUUCAAUUUGCUUUCGCUAAUUAAAUAUACAUAUACACACAUAUAUAUAUAUAUAUAAUUAAUUAAUUAAAACAAACAAUUGAAAAGAG